This is a messenger RNA of Macroventuria anomochaeta, 3864 nucleotides long. RefSeq lists its product as uncharacterized. Gene Ontology annotation, cellular component: membrane; Golgi apparatus; early endosome. Gene Ontology annotation, biological process: transmembrane transport; chloride transport. Gene Ontology annotation, molecular function: zinc ion binding; voltage-gated chloride channel activity; oxidoreductase activity. The coding region runs from base 1 to 3864 and encodes 1287 amino acids. NCBI's taxonomy places the organism in Eukaryota, Fungi, Ascomycota, Dothideomycetes, Pleosporales, Didymellaceae. The transcript is spliced from 8 exons. The record is from RefSeq and is a predicted model, not a curated record.
AUGACGGACGACAAGGUUCAGAGUUACGACAUCCCAAAGACGUGCAAAGGUGGUGUAGUUGUCAACGAAGGUCCGGACUUUCAUGUCGAAGUUCAAGACAUCCCUACGCCAGAGCCCGGACCAACCGAUGUCUUGAUCAAGCUCAACGCGACUGGCAUCUGCCACAGCGACAUUCAUUUCAUGCUGAACGACUGGGCGAUGCCAAAGAUGUCUGCGCUGGGCACAAAGUGCGCUGGACAUGAGGGUGCUGGUGUAAUUGUAAAGGUUGGCGAUCAAGUCAAGAAAUUGAAACCAGGCAUGAGGGCUGGAUUCAAGCCCAUCCAAGAUACCUGCGGUGCAUGCGAGCUCUGCCGCAGCGGCCAAGAAUGCUACUGUGCAAGCGCAGUCUUGACCGGGCUGAUGUGCGACGGAUCCUACAAGCAAUACGUUGUCUCGCCCGAACGCUACACCACCAUCAUCCCCGACGGCGUCAACGACUACAUCGCCGGGCCCAUUAUGUGCUCCGCCUCGACAAUCUACACGUCAAUUAAAGAGUCCAACCUCAAGCCCGGAGACUGGGCCGUCUUCCCAGGUGCAGGCGGUGGAGUCGGUAUGCAAGGCGUUCAGCUCGCUAAAGCCAUGGGUCUACGCGCCGUAGCCAUCGACACCGGCGACGACAAGGAGAAACUGUGCAAGGAGGUCGGCGCAGAAGAGUUCAUCGAUUUCAAGAAAGUCGACAACGUCGCUGAGAGGAUCAUUCGCAUCUGCGACGGCAUCGGCGCGCACGGUGUCUUCGUCACCGCAGUGCAGACAUACCCCUCUUCAGUCAGCUACCUUGGCGGUCGUGUAGGCGGAAAGGUUAUGUGCAUUGGUCUGCCACCCACGGGAACACAGCAUAUCGAUGUCGAUCCAACCCAGAUGUGCUCUAAGAAGCAGAGUAUUCAGGGUACGCUUGUCAGCAGCAUGGCUGACGUCGAUAAGACACUGGACUUUGCGAAGAGGGGUUUGCUGAAACCUAUCUACACAGUGUAUCCCUUGAGUAAGUUCAACGAGGCUGUGCAGAAGCUGCGGAGGGGCGAGAUUGCUGGUAGAGCUGUGGUCGAUUUCAACCAGGACUCGUCAGCAAGUCAGUCCCCGCACGGACGUGCCGAAGCAUCCUCCAGCCGAGCGCCGUCCGGACGCUCAUCGAACGGAAAGCAGCCAGCCGUUGAAGACGACCACAGCGAUGAAGAAGCACUGCUGGCAGACGACUCGUUGAACAGCAAUCUCUCUGAACAAAUCUCUUUCAAGCGCAAGCCCAAACCAACGCCCUCCUCCCUCCUCCCACGCUUCCUCGCCGGCUCCUUCACCUCCCCACGCAACACCCCCAGCCCACGCGCCCAACAGUCCCGCCUCCAACACCUCCGCAGUCCGCACUCCACUACCAACAAUGGUAACAGCAACGGCAACUACUCCACAGAGCCCACCCUCAACUGCUUCGACACCCCCGGCGACGCCGGCUCGCACCUGUCCGACACCAAAGACGCCUCGGGCGUAGACUGGUACGUCGAAGGUCCUGGUCGGCGCGUGGGAUACGACGACCUGACCGCCAUCGACUGGAUCUUCGAAUACGCGAAAGAGCGGCAACGGUUACGAUAUCUGUACUCCGGCGCAACGGGGCUGCUGGGCACGAUCAAGCAGCUUGCCGACGCGAGCCAAGUGUGGAUCAUACUUGUCGCUGCCGGUGUCUUGUCCGGAGGUAUAGCGGCGUUUAUCGAUGUCGCAAGUGAUUGGCUGGCGGAUUUGAAGACGGGGUAUUGUAGUAGUGUGGAGGGCGAUGGGAGGUUCUAUCUAAAUAAGGGGUUUUGUUGUUGGGGGAUUGAGACAGGGGAUCAGUGUGCGGAUUGGCAGGAGUGGGGGAGUGCGAUGGGGAUUGGGAGUGUGAGUGGGAAGUGGAUUGUGGAGUAUAUCUUCUUUAUACUGUUCUCGGUUCUCUUUGCAGCAUGUGCGAGUCUGUUGGUGAGAGAGUUCUCGCCAUAUGCUAAGCAUAGUGGUAUCCCGGAGAUCAAGACUGUGUUGGGUGGCUUUGUUAUACGACACUUUUUGGGUGGCUGGACGUUGGUGACGAAGACAUUAGGCCUGUGCCUCGCAGUGGCUUCAGGGCUGUGGCUGGGCAAAGAAGGUCCCUUGGUCCACGUUGCAUGCUGCUCUGCAAACUUGUUCAUGAAGCUCUUUGGCAGCGUAAAUGGAAACGAAGCGCGAAAGCGGGAAGUCCUCUCUGCCGCAGCAGCAGCAGGCAUCUCGGUCGCUUUCGGUGCACCCGUAGGUGGCGUGCUAUUCAGUCUUGAGCAGCUAUCGUACUACUUCCCCGACAAGGCCAUGUGGAGCAGUUUCGUCUGCGCCAUGGUCGCAGCCGUCACACUCCAAGCCUUCAAUCCGUUCCGGACUGGCAAGCUCGUCCUGUAUCAAGUCACCUACCACAGUGGCUGGCACGACUUCGAAAUCGUUCCCUUUGCACUACUCGGCAUUCUCGGCGGUCUCUACGGCGGCCUCUUCAUAAAGCUCAACAUGAGCAUAGCCUCCUGGCGCAAAGACCGCACCUACCUCAAAGGCCCAGUCACCGAAGUCAUCAUCGCAUCCUCCAUCACAGCACUCAUCAACUACCCCAUCAAAUUCAUGCGUGCCCAAGCCUCCGAGCUUGUCUACAUCCUGUUCGCCGAAUGCGCCGAUCUAACAGAAGACACGCUGGGCCUCUGCAAAUCCGGAAAAGCAAACACCGGCGUCAUCGCACUCCUCCUAAUCUCAGCCGUCCUCGGCAUCCUCCUCGCAGGCUUCACAUUUGGUCUGCAAAUCCCCGCCGGCAUCAUACUGCCCUCCAUGGCCAUCGGCGGCCUCUACGGUCGCGCCGUAGGCCUCAGCGUCGAAGUCUUCCAAUCCGCAUUCCCGCACCUCUUCAUCUUCAGCUCUUGCGAACCCGACGUGCCGUGCGUCACACCCGGGACCUACGCCAUCGUUGGCGCCGCGUCCGCGCUGGCAGGUACAACGCGCAUGACCGUCUCCAUCGUGGUUAUUAUGUUCGAACUCACCGGCGCGCUGACGUACGUCCUGCCUAUCAUGAUCGCGGUCAUGAUAUCGAAAUGGAUCGGCGACGCGAUUAGUCCGCGGGGGAUAUACGAGUCCUGGAUUCAUUUCAAGGGCUAUCCGUUCUUGGAUAACCGCGACGAUGACGGGUCGAGUAUCCCUGAUGUACCCGCUGCGCACGUAAUGACGCGCAUCGAGGAUCUGACUGCUAUAUCUGCGACGGGUCAUACGAUUCAGAGUCUGAGGGAGAUGCUGCAAGCACAUCGUUUCCGCGGGUUCCCUGUCAUCUCCUCGAGUCAGGAGCAGGAAGGCGAUGCGCUCCUGCUCGGCUACAUAUCCCGCACCGAACUGCUCUACGCGCUCUCCCUCACAACUUCCAAAUCCCUCCCCGCCGACACAGAAUGCCACUUCUCCCACCAACCCCUCUCGGACCCAAACACCUCCCUCGACUUACGCCCGUGGAUGGACCAAACCCCUAUAACCCUGAAUGCGCGCGCCUCCUUCCAACUUACUGUUUCGAUGUUCCAAAAGCUCGGUCUGCGCUACGUUCUCUUCACCGAGAGGGGCAUGCUUCGCGGUCUGCUGACGAAGAAGGAUGUCUGGUACGUGCUUAACGGUAUGGAAGACGAGACUUGGGAUGAGAGUGAGGAGCAUGUGGAUGCGGGGGUUGGAGGAGGUGUGAGGAGAGGCGGGUUGCGCGAGCAGCGUGAUGGGAUCGCGGAAUGGAGCGAGGAGAGGGGCUUGUUGGGCACGCCGAUGGAAGAGGAAGAGGAUAGUUUCAUUGGCGCUGGCCUCGAGGAUGAGAGGGAGAGGAGAGCUGGGUAA